AUGUUCUCUAUCUUAGCAACGGUCCUACUCAUGGCCGUAGUAUCGGCAGAAUCCUCAUCUGUCCGCAUUUACUCCUCGAAUCCGAGCGGGCUGAUGCGGGACUACGAGUACCAUGGCAACGGCUACGUAGCUGCGAAGCCCGUGAGCAGCUACGCCGAUAUCGGCAGCGGUGGCUCGCCUUACGCCAAAAUCGACUCGCGCUACUCCACCGACAGUACGAGCGACAGUGCCGAUCUACGUGCGACCAGCGCCAACGGUGGUAGCAGCAGCACGGGAGGGGCAGGCAGCACCGGCGGUAGUUUCUACAAGAGCAAGUACGGAAGCGAGGCUGUCGUCAACUCUCUGCGCCCAACUUACCCCGCCGGCUCGUCCUCGAGCUCCGGUUCGUCGUCCUCGGGUGACCCGUCCUCACCCGGCCAGCAGGUGCAGUACAGCAGCGUGGACUACACCGCGAACGCGGCCUCUGGCGCCCCCUCCUCCUCUUCCUCCGCUUCUUCGGGUGACUACUCGAGCAACGGGGGCUUCUCUGGCAGCUACGGCGAUCGCAGCCAAGAGUUCCAUCAGGGCCACCAGCAACCGCACCCUUCCUACUCUAGCGGGGCUGGUGAUCUGGAGUACCAUCAGCAGAGCAGGCCGGCCAGUUAUCUCGGCAACUACGCCGGCAGUCCCGGGCUCCCGGAGUACGCGCCGUCCCGGCCAACGAGCUACUCGCACGGCGGUCUCAGUGGAUCCGUGUCCUCGUCGUUGUCGGUGGCCGAUUACCCGGGGAGCAGCAGCAGCGGGCACCGCCACCACCCGACCACCUCCAGCGGCUUCUCCCUGCCCGAGGAUUACUCCUCGGGUGGCAUCAUCCACGGCCAGGCCCACGGUCAGCCCCCCCUACCGCCCAUGAUGCCCUACAUGAAGACCUACCUCAUGAGCAGCGGACCAUCCUCCUCCUCCAGCUACCCCAGCAAGUACCAGUCCGUCUUCGGAGCCAUCAAGAGCUUGUUCAGCGACGCCUCGACCAGCGCCAGCCACCUGCCCCCCUCCGCUUCCUCCCUCAUCGCUGCCGCCUCCUCUCCCUCCUCGCCCUCGGGCUACUACUCGGCCGGCGCUCCCCAUGCCCCGGUGGCCAGUCCAAGCGGUUACUACCUCAGCUCUGGGGCUGGGCCGUCGAGUUUGGGCUACACAAAGAGUUACCCGUCGAUGCGCCUAGUCUCGAGCUACGGGGCCACCGGUAACACCGGUAUGGGAGGCAAGAUCAUCGUCGUCCGCGAGAGCCCAGCUGGUGGUCACUCACCGAGCUAUCACCCGUCCAGCGGGGCAGGUCUCGCUCUCGGCUCGGGUCCCUCGUACCCCGUCAAGGCCAGCCGAGUCUCGGCCUUUGCGUCCGCCCCCUCUGGACACCCUGCCUACGUCUCCGGAGCCCCGAGCUCCAUGAGCUACACGCACAGCUAUCCCGGCAGCUACUCGAGCGCCUCUAGUUUUUCCGGUGGACACGGAGGUAGUCCUUUUCUCGGGUACUCGGCGUAA
This is a messenger RNA of Copidosoma floridanum, 1515 nucleotides long. Its product is annotated as sialidase-like. Lineage: Eukaryota; Metazoa; Arthropoda; Insecta; Hymenoptera; Encyrtidae. The record is from RefSeq and is a predicted model, not a curated record.